Rhipicephalus sanguineus (brown dog tick) is the source of this 2237-nucleotide messenger RNA. RefSeq lists its product as uncharacterized. The record is from RefSeq and is a predicted model, not a curated record. Gene Ontology annotation, cellular component: plasma membrane. NCBI's taxonomy places the organism in Eukaryota, Metazoa, Arthropoda, Arachnida, Ixodida, Ixodidae. The transcript has 12 exons. Gene Ontology annotation, molecular function: metalloendopeptidase activity. Gene Ontology annotation, biological process: protein processing. Bases 1 to 2199 code for a protein of 732 amino acids.
AUGUGGGUGACCUUCUACCUCACACAGCGGGACGGCGAGCCACUGAUUGCAGGCUACGAGCUAGACGGCGAGAACUUCGUUGGGGCGCCAGAAGAGAUGACAACACCUGGCCGAAUCGAAUCCAUCGCCACCAUUGCCAAAGAGCCAAUCAGCGACGUCAUCAGCGACGCCAGAGGAAAAGCAGCCUCCAGAAGCCCAGAAGACACCAAUGCCAGCAAGCUUCCCGCAGCGACUCCGUCGUCUCCAGUGGUGAAUGGCUCGGACACUAAUGCUCGCCAGCGUCGGCUGGGCCACAAGCGGCGCCCGGAAGUCGUCGUCGCGCUGACCGUGGGAGGCGUCCUGGUCGGAGCGCUUUUCAGUGCCGUGCUCGGGAUGCUCUUCAUGAAGACACCGAAAAGACUUCACAACGAAGCUACGGUGACUGCGCAACCGGACGGAUGCCUCACGGUCGAGUGUCGCUUCGUCGCCGACAAGAUGCUCGCAGCGAUGAACCAGAGUGUGCAACCUUGCGACGACUUUUACGAGUAUAUGUGCGGCAACUAUCACGGACCUGACGCGAACAUGUUCGCUGCGGUGGAGCAAAAGAUCCAAGGUACCCUAAAGGAGCAGCUCAAGUCAACGACAGUCCCAGAAAUAGGCCAGAGCGCGUGGGAAAAAGCAGCCGGCAUGUUCCAGGCUUGCAUCGAUGUUGGCGUCACACUGAACACUCAGAUGGCUGAUCUACGGUCAUGGCUGGCCUCUAAGGGACUGGACUUCUUCAACAUGACUGAGGACGCUUCAUACGAUGCCGUGGAUGCUCUGGUGAUGCUUUCGCUACAGUGCCACAUGCCAGCGCUGCUCGCCUUGGAAGUCGACAGGAUGCGCUUCUUGAACAAGAAGCGCUUUGUAUCGUUCGUCUUCUAUAAGGACGACGUCGAGUGGUACCUGAAUUACCACAUGACCAAUCAAAGCAACAUAACGGGGAAACGCAGCAGAUACGAAGUUUACUUGAGUUCUUACGGCCUGCGUGAUGACGCGCUUAACACGAUGUCCCGCACUCUCGAGGCCUACGGAAGCCAAGAUUUGUACUUCUUGUCUGCUUCUCAAGUUGCCGCCACCCUGGACCACCUUGCGAAGCAGCCUACGGACCUCACCGUUGUGAGAAUCGCUGAUCUUGGAAAUCUGACGAAGGUUCACGUCGAUUCAGGACGGUGGGUGUCCAUCUUCGGGCGGUACACCGGAGGCAUCUACGGUGGCGAAGACUACAUCCAGGUCCAGUCAUCGGCCCCGACCCUCCUUGUAGAGCUGCUGUCAAGUUCGGCCGUAGGGACGCACGGAUUGCGCUGCCUGCUUGCCUGGAGAGUCCUGCGCUGGGUUGGCGACCUUGCGAGCACGGCUUCGGCGGGCGCCCAGGCAAACCGCCAGCCGUUCGAUAACGUCUGCUACGAGCUCGUUCUGCUGGUCAUGGAACCUGUGCUCAUGAGGAAGUACGACGAUAUCGAUGAGCUCGAGGACUCGAAACCUACGCGAUUCUUUCGAGAUUGGCGCAUCGCCCUCGAACUCUACGCAAGGCGUCUCGUUCGCGACCAGCAACACCUGCUGUUCCUGUCAGUGACGGCGAACGUCUCCUACUCUACCGCCGCGAACGCCAUUAUCGUCCCAGCGGCGAGCUUGCAUCCCGGUAUUUUCUACCAAGGCGGUCCGGCCUCUGUCAACUACGGAGGGCUCGGCACAGUCGUCGCUCGCGAAAUGUCGCAAAUACUGGACAUACAACCUUUGACGCCUGAACAAGGUCACGCAGACUUGUGGAAUCGAAGCGACGUGGCCAAGCACUAUGCCUCCACUGCUCGCUGCUUGCUGAAGUCCCUGCAAGAGGCACAGCAUCUCUUCCAUGCCCAAUUGACGGGCGAUCCGCCGGAUUCCGAGAACCUGGCCGAUGUCAUGGGGCUUCUGGCGGCCUACUCGGCAUUUACGGGGCUGCCCCAUGAAGAGCGCGCUGUGACUCUGCACGGAAGUCCCCUCAAUUCUGACCAAACCUUCUACGCCUUCCACUGCGCAAAAUUGUGCGAGGCUAAGCGCAAGACGAGCAGUCACUCACGGCAGGGAGAAGCCCGGCUCCGCUGCGUGGUGCCGCUGAUGAACUCAGAAGCGUUCGCCGAGGCGUUCAAAUGCCCAGACUCGUCGCCCAUGAACCCUCCGCGAAAGUGUUCUCUUUGGUGAUUGCAUAUAGCGCCUUUUCUCUCUGGUUUUCUCGCCAA